This is a messenger RNA of Tremella mesenterica DSM 1558, 1539 nucleotides long. RefSeq lists its product as uncharacterized. Bases 1 to 1539 code for a protein of 512 amino acids. Gene Ontology annotation, molecular function: ATP binding; ATP hydrolysis activity. The record is from RefSeq and is a predicted model, not a curated record. The transcript has 4 exons. Lineage: Eukaryota; Fungi; Basidiomycota; Tremellomycetes; Tremellales; Tremellaceae.
AUGUCACGUCUACCUCUGGUCCGAUUACUCCCUCAUGCCGGUGUAUAUCGUUAUGGUACUCCAACCACCUCUCCUUCCGCUGCAAUUUUACGUCUGGCGGAUAAAGGUUGGACCAUCUCACAGGCUCCGAAAGAGGGAUGGGCUGUUGUUGGAGAUACGGAUGGAAGAAAGUUAGCUGUUGAGACCCUUCUAAGUCGUCAUCGUAUAUCUCCCAAUCCUCCACCCGGCGCAUUCCCUUAUCUAACUGAAACAUCUCAAACAAUCCGUCAUCUAGCUUUCGCACGUCCACCACCUUCAGGAGAAUUCAUAGAUUUCACAGCUCGUUACGGUGCAUUACAAGAAGAAGAUCGUUUAACAUUCCGAGAUCAAUUAAAAAAGUAUGGUUCUUCGAAAGAAAUAGAAAACGUUUCAAAAACUCUUGGUAUUUCUCAUUUACUUGAUCUUCCUGGAGUUUCAUUAUCUUCCGGUCAAACUAGAAGAGCGAGGAUCGCCUCUGCUUUAUUGACCAAACCUGGUUUAUUAUUACUUGAAGAUCCUAUGGCUGGAUUGGAUGUGAGUUCUAGAGAAGAGGUCAGUAAAGUUUUAGGAGAUUUGAAUGAGAGGAUGAGAAUUGUUUUGGUUUUGAAGGAUAAAGAAGGUGGGAUGCCAGAUUGGGUGAGUGAUGUGGUUGAGGUCAAAAAUGGAAAUGUAUGGAUUGGGAAAAGGGAAGAAUGGGAAGAGAGAAGAAGUGUAAAACAUGAGAGUAAAGUGGAGGAGAUACAGGAAAAGGUUGUGGAGUUGAAAGACGAAAGGGUGGAGUUGGACAAGAGGAAAGAGGAGGGAGAGACGAUUGUCAAAUUGGAGAAUGUUUCUGUUUCUUAUGGUCAAGGUAGUAGACCUGUACUUAAAAACAUUUCAUGGGAAAUAAAAAAAGGUGAAAAAUGGCAUCUUCAAGGACCUAACGGAUCCGGUAAAACGACACUUUUAUCAAUAAUACUAGGACAUCAUCCUCUUUCUUUCUCAAUCCCUUCAACUUCAUUAAUAUUAUUUUCGAAACCACGUCGUUCCAUCCCAACUCCAAUAUUAAAAACAAUGAUAGGUCAUACAAGUCCAGAAAUUUAUUCUUCUUUUCCUAGAGGAAUGGGAUUAACAGCAUUAGAAGUUAUAGGUACUGGUUUCGAAGGUAUUUUCUCAAGACGUAAUUUAUCUUUUAAACAAAAGAAAAGGAUAUUAGAUUUAUUACAAGGUUUUCAAGAUUUAUUAGGUGACAAAAAGGAAGAAUUGGGUGAUAAAUUAUUUACGAGAUUUACUAAUCCACAACAAUCUUUAUUAUUGUUAUUAAGAGCUAUUGUUGGUAAACCUGAUUUAAUCAUUUUGGAUGAACCUGCUCAAGGUAUGGAUGAGGUUUUAUGGGAAAGAUGUUGUGAAUUGUUAUUUCAAGAAUGGAAGGAAAAUGAACAAUCUGUGAUUGUUGUUAGUCAUUAUGAAGAUGAAGUACCAUGGAAAAAAGGACGAGGAAGGGUGAUCAGGUUAGAUCAAGGAGAAGCUAUUAUCGAGUAA